AUGAUUAGAAAGUUGCCUCGAAGAGCUCCGAUGACCUCCAAGCGCGGUCAUCAAUAUUACAAGGGUACUGGGUCGGGUGCCAUGGGAUGGCAUACCAAACGAAGUGGGUAUAUUAUUGAUUGGAAUAAAGUUCGUACUUAUGUAGUACCUCCAGAUUUGGAUACUUGUGAGUUUAAACCUUAUGUUUCUCCCAAGACACCAAAAUACAAAUACGACAUGACACCGGUAAAAUAUUACAAUUUGAUCAAUGAAAAAUGGAAGCAAAAAUUCAUAAAUUCGAAACAUAAAAAUUCUGCCAUUGAUCAACCGCGUGAAGCACCGGUUCUUAAUAAAGUUGAUUAA
Ambispora leptoticha is the source of this 342-nucleotide messenger RNA. NCBI's taxonomy places the organism in Eukaryota, Fungi, Glomeromycota, Glomeromycetes, Archaeosporales, Ambisporaceae. The record is from the annotation of a GenBank genome assembly.